AUGUGCCUUGCGCCCAUCAAAGUUACAACGGUACCAAGACUAGAACUUACCGCAGCGACUAUUUCCGUUCGUAUUGGACAACUGUUGAUGAGAGAGCUUGAUGUGGAAAAAACUCUCAUGACUUACCAUACUGAUUCCACUACAGUCCUUCGUUACAUCAUCAACGAACAAAAGAGGUUCAAGGUCUUUGUUGCUAACCGAAUUCAAGAAAUCAGAACUCAUACCGAUUCAAGACAAUGGAAAUACGUUCCUUCAUCUGAGAAUCCAGCCGACGAUGCCUCUAGAGGACUCGACACCUCAACCCUAAUCAACGGACAACGUUGGUUAAAUGGUCCAGACUUUUUAUGGAAAGAUGAAGAGGAAUGGCCAAGCCAGCCACCCAUCGCUUGUGAAACCAUACCCGAAGAUGAUAUUGAGGUAAAGCACACUACCGUCAGUCACGCAACAAGGAUAGACGAUUCAGUCAACAGCAUAUGCAAGUUGUUCUCAUACUUCUCAAGCUGGUACAAGUUAAAAAGGGUAGUGUUCGUGUUUCUGCGAUUGAAGACCCUGCUAAGGAGGAGAUGUGCGAAGAAUACGGAGUGUAACAAGGAAGAAGAGAUCAAGCAGGUCCCGAAACCUACCGUUGCUGACCUAGAGGAUGCUGAAAGAGCUAUCUUAAAGUUUGUACAACUCCAGUAUUUUGGCAAGGAAAUGGAUGCACYUUCUCACGAGGUUAACAGCGACAGAGAGGUUGACACACGGAGCCGGGUAAAAGAAGGAAAGUCAAGCAUACCAAAGUCAAGCAAUAUCAGACGACUCGAUCCAUUCAUCAGCCAAGGUUUGUUACGUGUGGGUGGACGCCUUCAUCGCGCCGACAUUCCCGACGAAGUGAAGCACCCCAUUAUCCUGCCAAGGAAAAGCCAUAUAAUAACCCUCAUUAUCCGUCAGGUACAUGAACGAUUGGGACAUGCUGGAAGAGCACACGUACUAUCCGAGUUAAGACAAAAGUACUGGAUCAUAGGUGGCAAUUCCGCCACGCGACAGUUGAUAUUCAAGUGUGUAACGUGUCGUCGUAUCCAAGCACCAGUGAAUGAACAGAAGAUGGCAGACCUUCCAAGUGCACGUGUUAAUCCCGCACCACCGUUCACAUAUGUUGACUCAUGCAUCCAAGCUCUAAGACGCUUCAUAGCCCGCAGAGGACCUGCAAGAGAGAUCUAUUCCGAUAAUGGAACUAACUUCGUUGGUGCAGAUAAAGAGUUGCGUCAAGCCAUCCAAGAAAUCGACAACAAACAGAUCCAAGAAAAGCUGCUCCAACAAGGUACCGAUUGGAAGUUCAACCCACCUCAUGCAAGCCACAUGGGCGGAAGCUGGGAAAGACAGAUCAGAUCAAUAAGAAAGAUUCUUUCUGGUCUACUCAAAGAACAUGGUGAUCGCAUGAACGAUGAAUGUCUUCACACCCUGUUAUGCGAAGUUGAAGCUAUCAUUAAAUCAAGACCUUUAACCUUGCUAUCAAGUGAGCCAGAUGACAUGAACCCUUUGACACCAAAUCAGCUCUUAACGAUGAAAACAAACAUAGUAGGAUAUCCACCUGGAGAAUUCCAGCACAACGACAUCUACCUUCGACGUCGCUGGCGCAGAAUCCAAUACUUGGCAAACUUAUUCURGUGCAGAUGGAAGAAAGAAUAUCUCACCACGCUACAAGAACGACCAAAGUGGACUCAGAAGAGACGAAACCUACAAGUUGGAGAUAUAGUCCUUCUGAAAGAAGACAACGUUACAAGAAACAACUGGCCAAUGGGCAUCGUGCAAGAUAUAGAGAUCGAUUCAAAAGGGUACGUCAGGACCGCAAGAGUAAGAACUCAAGAUUCAACAUUGCGAAGACCGAUUAACAAGUUGGUUCUUCUACUACCAUCAGAAGAAAAAGAGAUAUAA
Messenger RNA from Actinia tenebrosa (Australian red waratah sea anemone), 1914 nucleotides. RefSeq lists its product as uncharacterized. Gene Ontology annotation, molecular function: nucleic acid binding. The record is from RefSeq and is a predicted model, not a curated record. Gene Ontology annotation, biological process: DNA integration. Lineage: Eukaryota; Metazoa; Cnidaria; Anthozoa; Actiniaria; Actiniidae.